AUGGCGCUUCUCGUUUGGCUCCUGCUCUUAGCCACGGUCCUACUUACAGCCGGCUGUCCCGACUUUUGUGUUUGUAAAGGUAAGGUUACAAUUAAAAUAGAAUGAUAUUACCAUAGGCAUAAAAAUAGAUCAUGCAGUAAAAUUAUAUAUGAAUAUUUGUGUCAAAAGUAUAAUGAUUGAGUAAUGGUGAACAGUACUGUUAUUAUUAAUACAGUACUUUUUUCAUGAUGACUAUUUAUAGAUGCCCACUCGAUAAAAUGCCAGAAUCUGAAUCCUACUCAACUUAACACGGUAAAACAGUAUUUUACAAAGCAAAACCUCACUCAACUGAUCAAUCUCAGCCUCGUAAACUGUAGUAUCUUCGAUUUGAACUCAAUACCCAAGAAAGCGCUUAGCGGGUUACUGUAUUUAGACUUGUCUUACAAUCACUUAAACGACUUUACUUCCAACAAUGUCAUGCCACACUUGGUUGUUUUAAAAUUGACUGGCAAUCACUUGGUGGUAAGUUCACGUUACUUUGUUAUGUGAGUUUCCUACAAUAUAAAAUAACAUAUAUUUACAAAAUGAUGUAACUUAAAUUAAUAUUUUUUCAGAGUGUACAAAGGUCCUUUUUUGUUACAGUACCCAACGUGGAGGAGAUUUAUUUGAAUUCCAACUCCAUCUUCGUGAUCGAUUGGGAAGCCUUCAGACUCUACAAACUGAAGCACCUUUUCCUCCAGAACAACCACCUCCUGACCAUCAACGAACACAUUCUCCGCUUCAUUCCCAACCUCGAGACUCUCGACCUCAGCUCCAACCAGCUGGUUUCUGUCCAAAGUUCUUCCUUCUUCUCGGCACGGAAGCUCGUCUCUCUGAAUCUGAAGUACAAUCGGCUACAGCGGAUUGACUAUGAUUCGUUUGUGCCAUUACAUCAACUGCAACAUCUAGACUUGGCGUACAACAACCUCAGUCAUGUUCCCACCGGUCUUGGCCAGUUUAUGGGAUUACGGUCGCUGAACUUCAGUGGGAAUCCACUUCAGAUCAUUCAGUCCAAUGACUUCAGUCUACCUAUGCUACAGGUAUGACUUGAUGACAGUUUUUACAAUUUUCAAAAGUAUUUUUUGAAUACAAUUUGAUUGUUACAGUAUCAUCACUUUCAUUCCACUAUCAAUUGUAGGUAUUAUGGAUGUCAGAUUGCCCAAACUUGAAGCUGAUUGAAGUGAACUCGUUCGUUGAAAUGCCCAAUCUUCAGAUGCUGGUCAUCAGAAGCAACCCUAAGUUGACCUACAUAUCUCCGAAAGCUCUGGUCAAUACUACAUCAAUAUACGAGUAAGGGUACAGUAACAAUUCGAACCUUACGGUACUUCUGAUCAUUACUACAAUUGCUUGCUCUUACUAAAAUUUAAAAUUAUUUUAACUUUUAAAGUAGAUAUUUACAUAUAAGUUUUGCUUUAGAAUCGAUCUCCGUAACAAUUUCCUGAGCUCAGUCUUCUUCACCAACAUAACUCCAUCAAAGGUAUGGCUAUCAGGCAACCCUCUACAAUGCAAGUGCAUGUCUGCCAAGCUGGAAACAUUGGACCAGCGAGUAUUCGAUAAACGGGAUCUAAAUUGCAUUAACGGCACGAUGAGGGCAUGCUCGACAGAAGCCGUAACCCCAAUGGGAGACACGAUGGAAGCCGUGAUCGGACAACAGAUCUCUAUCUACUGUCACGGUCAGAUGGAGAACGACCAAGUAACGUGGGAUUACAGAAGGAACGAGAGGAGUCCAGUAGACGGACAUCAUCUGAAGGCGCUACAUUCUCUGAGUAUGCAGCCGAUCGACCAGUUAGAGACCGCACACAACGAAAGGACGCGACAAGUUCAUGGAGAACAACUUCUCAUCGAGGCAGUGACGAAGGACGAUCAGCAAGACUUUGUGUGCAAGCUACACAGGAACGGCACGGUAGUGGGGGAGAAGAAGGUACACUUGACUGUCAAUACACCCAAUGUAAAGUUAUAUCCUAUUGAAAUCGGGUCUCACUAUGUAGCACUUGGCUGGAACUCUUCGCUGGAUAUCAAGUGGACUGCCAAUGUCAGACUGAUGCUGAGUAUCAAGGAUGCACACAACAGUACGUUGAGGGUGAUACAGUUGAACAUACUCAACCCGUGGUACGGCUACAAUGUUAUAAGACUACGGCCAGAGCAGGUUUGUUACUUAUUAUUGAUAUUUGUCGCAUUGUUUCCUAACUUUUAGCCUUUUGAAGUUCAAAACCUGAUAAAUCACUCUGUAUACCUUCCAGAACUACACUUUCUGCCUCUUCUACGAGUUCAUCUACAAUUACCCUGGUGUUAUGUACGAGACCUGUGUCAGUGUCCGUACUUCCCCUAGUAUCAACUUUUGGCAAUCUCUACAUCCAUCUACCAUAAUCAUAAUCGCCACUAUACUCUUCAUACUGUUCGUUUCAAUAUGUUUCCGAGGGCUUUAUGUCAGAUUCUAUAUCUGGCAUCAGACCAAACAAAGAGCCAGGAUGAAUCAGAGUAUCAGCGGCCAGAGCUUCUUGUCCCAUUCUGUGUCUCGGAACGACAACAUCAUGAUGGACAGGUCGAUUCAUAUUGAAAAUCCUAACGCUGUAAGUAAGGACAUAUAUAAACCAAAGAUAUAACUGAAGACAUGAAACAAAGCAAACUACUGAUUUUUGAAGUAAGACAACGUAACUAUUGUUUUCAGAUGAGAAUGUCGUGUAUCCAAUCACCUCAGACUGAAGACACGGAGUUCUCUUUGCUUGACAGUACAUAA
Bursaphelenchus okinawaensis is the source of this 2755-nucleotide messenger RNA. The record is from the annotation of a GenBank genome assembly. Lineage: Eukaryota; Metazoa; Nematoda; Chromadorea; Rhabditida; Aphelenchoididae.